AGUAGCAAACAGGAAGCGUCACCGUCUUGUUUUUGACGCCUCAGAACAUUUGUCUGCUGAUAAAGAAUGUUUUUACUCGGACUAAUCCUGAUCCUUGUGCUUCACCUUGAAGGGGUCAGUGGUGAUGAUUCCGUGUCUCUGUACCACUCGUCAGGACAAAAUGUGACUCUGGUCUGUGCUCAGCUUUCACAUUUUGGUCCAACAUGUUCUGGUAUAAACUGGCUUUUCAACAAAGAUGUCACUCAUACUUUUGAAGAGGUAAAGAAUGGAAAAGUGUCACUGAGCUCACAGCGAGCAGCCAGGCUCCAUGUGGACAAAGACUGCUCUCUGAUCAUCAGCAACAUCACUGAUGAGGACGCUGGCUACUACACAUGUCGGGUUGGAGACAGAGAUUCUUCGGACAAACGGGUCUACGUCAGCGUUCUGACCAUCUCGACGUCUCCAUCGGAUGCUGAUCCAGUGAGGGACAGUGAGGUCGUAUUGGAGUGUUCUCUGGUCAGAUCCACAGACCUCAGACUCUGUGCAGAGAACACCGUCCUCUGGCAGGAUGAAGGAGGCCGCGUUCUGUUGGAUAAAGGUGAUGGAUACGAGUUCUUACGACGGACCAACUGUGUGUCUUUACUGAAAGUGAAGCGUCAGAGCGACCGCAACAGGAAGUACACCUGUAAGGUGACGGACGACAAGAACAACCAGCUCAUAUCAGCCGACUACACACCCAUCUUCACAGAUACCGAAAAGUUGCAUCCUUCCCCUAACAUUGUCUGCAGUCAGGAGGAGCCUGAAGAAGGUCUGACUUAUAUCACCUACACGGACAACAAUAAAAAAGCUUCUCCUCGCCUUCAGGUGACUGAGGAGGAAGUGACUUAUUCUGCAGUCAAGAGGUCUUCAUAAAGCAGAAUAAUUACUGCAUGCAAUCACAUAUGUUGUCAGUGUGUGUGUGUGUGUGUGUGUGUGUGUGUGUGUGUGUGUGUGUGUGUGUGUGUGUGUGUGCGCACACACACGUGAGCGUGUGUGUUUGAAAUGUUACUAAGGUGUAAUUUGAAACACCAUCCUUGAUUUAAACAAUCAACUGAUCACUGUCAUAUAGUCUGAGAUGAUAAAUUGUGGUUGGGUGACAUGUUUGAAACUGGACCUGGACCACAUCAUGGAUUAAACAUUGUCAGAUAAAUAAAGGAUAAAUCCUAAUUUAAAUCCCAUGGGUUUAUUUGCUGCAUUA
This is a messenger RNA of Thalassophryne amazonica, 1216 nucleotides long. RefSeq lists its product as uncharacterized. Gene Ontology annotation, molecular function: MHC class II protein binding; protein tyrosine kinase binding. Gene Ontology annotation, biological process: interleukin-15-mediated signaling pathway; positive regulation of ERK1 and ERK2 cascade; T cell activation. Bases 67 to 891 code for a protein of 274 amino acids. The transcript is spliced from 6 exons. Lineage: Eukaryota; Metazoa; Chordata; Actinopteri; Batrachoidiformes; Batrachoididae. The record is from RefSeq and is a predicted model, not a curated record. Gene Ontology annotation, cellular component: membrane raft; external side of plasma membrane.